UGAUAAGAGUAGGGUAUAUUUUACACGAAGAUCAAUUAUUUGGAUUUUGGAUUUGUUUAAUAUUCACUGAACUCCAUACGCCUAUGUAUUAUAGUAAUAAUAUUAUAUUGAGUUCAGUAAAAAUUGUUUCACUUCAUACAUUCCUUGUACAUUAAAAAAUAGCUUAUUAUUGGUUUAAUAUACUCUUUAUAAUUGGGAAAUGUAUAUUGUAUCUUGUUGAACGUCUGAAUAAGAAACGUUUUUGUUUACAUGCAUUGAAAUAAUCCUACCUUUAUUGAGAAAUGGACACAUCUUUUUUGCCCGAACAACUUGAAUUGCUUGUAAAAAACUGGAUAUGUUGGAACAAGUCGCAACAAUAUGCUAUAGAACUUGAAAGAAUACUGAUGGCAAAAGAUGUUAAUAAAAUCAGAGACAUGUUUGAUGGUCGUUUGUCGUUUGGCACUGCCGGCCUUAGGUCUGCAAUGGCUCCAGGCUUCAAGCGCAUUAAUGAACUGGUCGUUAUACAAAGUGCACAAGGAUUGUUGUACUAUAUGAUUAGUGUAUUUGGUGAAGCGUUAAAGUCCGCGGGAAUAUUUCUUGGAUACGACGGACGUUAUAACAGCAAAAGGUUUGCCGAGUUGUCGGCUAGUGUGUUUCUAAGACAUUCCGUUAAAGUCUAUUUAAUAAGGACAGUAUGUCCAACUCCGUUUGUAGCGUUUGGCGUAAAGGAGUAUAAAUGCUGUGGCGGAGUAAUGGUGACUGCUUCACACAAUCCUAAAGAAGACAAUGGGUACAAGGUCUACUGGAAUAAUGGUACUCAAGUGAUCACUCCACAUGAUAAAAAUAUUCAGAACUAUAUUUUAGAACAUUUGGAGCCAGAAGAAGGCGUAUGGGACGUGGAAAAAAUAUACAGUAAUCCUUUGUUAGUAGAUCCGCUGGACGAUCUACAAAAGAAAUACUAUUCUUGUGUCAAUGAAAUGCUGAUCCCCGGCUUAGAUAAAAAAUCAACAAAUAUUAUUUUUACUUAUACGCCAAUGCACGGUGUCGGGUAUUCUUACAUAAGAAAUGCAUUUGAAAAAGCAAAUUUCAACCCUGUCGUAGCAGUAGAACAGCAAAAGCAUCCCGAUCCAGAUUUUCCAACCGUACCGUUUCCAAAUCCAGAAGAAGGCAAGAGUGCAUUAAAAUUAGCUAUCGAAACGGCUGAAAAUAAUGGUAGUAGAAUUAUACUGGCUAACGAUCCAGACGCUGAUAGAUUAGCAGUAGCAGAACAUCCUAUAGGCAGUGAAGGCUGGAAAGUAUUUACCGGAAACGAACUUGGAGCUCUGUUGGGUUGGUGGAUGAUCGAUUCAUAUAAAAAAAUACACGGCCAAGCACAUCCUAAAUUAGUUAUGCUUUCGAGUACGGUGUCUUCAGCGGUCUUAAAAUCUAUUGCUAAAGUAGAAGGUGUUCUGUUUGAAGAAACGCUAACGGGGUUUAAAUGGAUGGGCAACCGUGCACAUCAGUUAGCCGCAGAAGGUUAUGAAGUUCUAUAUGCAUUUGAAGAAUCAAUUGGUUACAUGUGUGGCACGGCCGUGUUGGAUAAAGAUGGAAUAUCAGCAGCUAUUAAGAUAGCAGAAAUGGCUAUUUAUUUAGAGAAAGAAAAUUCCACACUAUCUUCCGCUUUGGAAACUAUUUAUAACCGUUAUGGUUGGCAUUUAUCUGUAAACUCAUAUUUUAUAUGCAACGACAGUCUUACAAUAAAAAAUAUAUUCGAAUCAUUAAGACAUGAUUACAACUAUCCAAAAAGUAUAAUGAAUGGCCGUUAUUCAAUAAAAUCCGUACGUGACUUAACUGUCGGCUACGACUCGGAGACAGACGAUCACAAACCUCUGUUACCAGUUUCGAAGUCAACUCAAAUGAUUACGUUCAACUUUGAUAAUGGAUUGAAAGCCACAUUGCGCACAAGUGGAACGGAACCCAAAAUAAAGUACUAUGCCGAAUUAUGUACUGAUCCUAAAGAUUGUGUCGACAUAGAUAAACUGAAGACUAUUUUAAAAGAGAUGGUCGAAGCAAUUAUUGAAGAAUUUUUGAAACCACAAAAAAACUCGCUUAUUUAUCGAAGCACAUAGUCAAAACUUUACUACUCUUUACUCUUAAAAUCAUACUAAGAAACUAGAAAGUAAUCUAUACAUCUUUUGUACUUAUAUUGUCUAGUCAUAUUUCUCGUACGCUGCCAUUUAAUAGAAGUUUUUUGUGAUAAAAAAAUUGAGGUAAAUCAUUAGCAACCAGUUGUUAUUUAAAAAAAGUGUAAAAGAAAACAUUUUUUUUAUUAAGGUGUUUAUUUCCAACACCGUGGCAAUGUAAAACUAAUUAAUUUUACAAAAGUAUCGUUGAAUUAUUUAUUAUUAUAUACUACACAAAAAAUAAAGUAUAUAAUAAAUCAGAUUAAAGUUUA
This is a messenger RNA of Adelges cooleyi (spruce gall adelgid), 2413 nucleotides long. RefSeq names its product phosphopentomutase (gene Pgm2a). Gene Ontology annotation, biological process: carbohydrate metabolic process; purine ribonucleoside salvage. Gene Ontology annotation, molecular function: phosphopentomutase activity; magnesium ion binding. The transcript has 10 exons. The coding region runs from base 282 to 2087 and encodes 601 amino acids. The record is from RefSeq and is a predicted model, not a curated record. NCBI's taxonomy places the organism in Eukaryota, Metazoa, Arthropoda, Insecta, Hemiptera, Adelgidae.